ACCAUUGCAAUCAGAGCUCCGAUGUAAUAACUUAAAGCUUCGUUUUAUGCAGGCGUUUUGUACCGAAGUUUGUGUCAAAUCCCAGCAAGUGAAAUUACGAAGCGCAAAGACUGUAAUCCAAAUUGAAGCAGCGAAAGAUUCAGAAAACUAGUUAUCGCUGAAGUAUUUGAGAGUCGUAAGAAUAAUAAGAUCUUGAGGUCGUUUCGUUGUGAAUGAAUUCAUUGGAGGGGCUGAACAGCAGGCCUGCAAUCAUUUAUCGCCAGCCAUAUUUAUUGUGAAUAUUGCCACUAAAGUCAAAUCUGUUUAACUGUAAUGCAAUGUUCAAUCGUACUUGACAAAGUGCAAUCCAAGUUCCGUAAAUAAAAGCAAAUUAUGGCAACAAAAAUUGUAGAAGAUGGAGCUAGCGACGUGGCUAUUUCAUCAGAAACAAAAACUCUGCCCAUCGUUGAUACUGACAGUGACGAUGGAAUGUUAUCAACAUAUAGCUUACCUACUUUGCCUGAACUGGCACAGAGAUCGCAAGAGUCAUUAAAUCUACUAACCCGUUCUCAAUAUGCCUUGGUGGUUUUUCAUGGUGUGGCCGAUACCUACCCCACAGACAGUGACAUACUGUGUCGCUAUUCUUUAACCGAUGGGGUAGAAGCUGUACCAGGAGACCGAGUGGUCUUGUUUGCUGUUGGAUGGUCUUCGAUAACGGAUUACAUUGUGUUUGAAUGGGCCCCUAUUCCAGAGAAAGAUGAAAGAGAUCUCACAGUGGUAUUCAAGGCUGCUGAUUUACCAAAAGAUGUAAAUGAGUUCUACCAGGUUUGUUAUGUCAGCAAUGAGGGUCAAGUUUGUGGUGCCAGUGUGCCAUUUCAAGUACGUACGCCGAAUAAUGAAGAAUUAACCUGUGCCUUAGAAGAGGACAUGGUUAUUGUACGAUCUUCAAUGGCAGUUGCUCAAGAUAAAUUAUUCAAAGCUCAGCUUGAUCGAGAAAAUCUAAAUAGAGAAAAAGUAAAUCUUGAGAAACAGCUGCGUUCUUUGGAAGAAAAGCAUAAUUUUACUCUGCAACGGUUAGAUCGGUUGCAAGAAACUUUGAGCACAUCUAAUACAUUGAAUGAAGAGUUAAAAAAAGAAAAUACAAAUUUGUCAGGUGUCAAUGAACAAAUGUUGUGUAUGAAGAAAAAACUAGAAGUCAUGGAAAGUAAACUCGGAGAAGUUGAGCAAGAGAAGGAAAAAUUACAGAAAGAUCUCGAAGUUCUCACUAAAGCGGUAGAAGAUUCCUCGUUAAAACUUGAACAUGCUGAGAGACAUGCUCAAGAAUUAGAUAAAGAAUUUUCUGCAGCUACCGAUGUUAUUCAGACUUGGCAAGAGGAACGAGCAAAAUCUCAUGAGAAGAUUUGUGUUGCCCAAGCGCAACUUGAACAAAGCGAGGGUAACAGAGCAGCUUUGGCUACAAAAAAUUUGGAGCUCGAUGAUGAGCUUACAUUGUGUAAAUUUAACCUGAAUAACGCACAGUUGGAAAAUUCGAGACUUGAAUCUGAACUGAAAAACCUUACGCAAGAAAAUACGAAGCUGAAUGAACAUCUGAGGACCUCGAAGAAGUUGGACGAGACAAAUCAAUUAAAACAAAAUCAGUUCUCUUAUACUCAAGGAGAUAGAUUCAAAAUAGAAAAUAUGAGGUUGAAGAGAAACGUAGAAGAUUUUCAAUUGAGAGUUUCUUAUUUGGAACAUGAGAAUCAUACUUUACAACAGAUAUUGGUUGAUACAUUGGAUGCGCAGAAAAAUUCUUGUGUAGAUCACUGCAGCUUGGAGAAACAAGUUGCUCAACUUCAGUAUCGUCUUAACAAAGCUACCAUGAAUAACGAACGAGCCAAAGAAUCGGCGCAAGGCUCUAGCGCCGAUUUUCAUGAAACUUCGACGUUAUUAAAAAAAGUUGAAACAUUAGAGGAGGUUCUAGAAGAUUCGUUAAAAGAAAAUCAAAUACGUUUACAAGAAAAGACUGCAUUACAAAUUCAGAAUGAAAUGUUGGAAACGAAACUCAAUCAUAACGCAAAACUUGAGGAAUAUGUCAUUGUUACUACAAGUGAUGCCUCAGGCCCUGUGUCUGUUACUGAUUUGACGAGAGAAAAUGAAGAAUUGAGGUGGAAAUUAUGUUCUCAGCAACAGCUGUAUGCUGAAUCUGCUGAAAUUUUGACUAAGAGAGACCAAGAGAUCUCGAAAUUACGUGAUAACAUAGAAACAUUGAAGAUAGAAAGCCAGGAGACAAAUAAGCAACUCAAACAAGAGAUUGCUAAUCUCGUUUCCAAAAACGCCUCAUUCCUGAAUCAAGAGGUACAAUUGAGGGAAUUAAAAAAUGAGAUGCAAAGAAUAACGUUCAUGAAUGAAGAGUUGCUGGUUCAGAACGCUUCACUACUGGAGAGACUUCAUGACAGUAAAUUGUAUACUGAUGGAAAAUCCAAGCUCACCAAACCCGAGUUGGGCGUUAUCGACAAAACUUUAGAAAUUGAAAACAAGCACUUGAUAGAAAAACUUGAAUAUACUCAUGAAGAAUUGGGUGCUGCUAGGAAACAACUGGAAACUGUGACACUGCAAUUAGAGGAAUGUAAAAAAGAUCAUAGACGUUUACAAAAUGAAUUACGUGACGCGAAACAGAUCAGUCAAAUAUCAGAGAAAUCAAAUCUGAAACGCCCAACUGAAAGUAGCGUACCUUCGCCGGGACUUGAUAUGCAUACUUCAGAAGUAUAUCCAAAAUUGGCUGAAAUCAGUCAAAGCGUUGUACAUGUACUAUCGGCAGUGGAAAAACUCUCAAGUCAUAAAGAAGUGAAAAGAGAUGAGUUCAUGUUGGAAGCUGACGAACUGAAGUACAGAUUAAAACUAGCUCGGGAAGAAUAUGAAAAAGUUUAUGCGAUAAUGAAUUAUUAUAAGACCAAAUAUGCCAAUUUGAAAACGAAGUACAAAAUGAAAAAGUCUGCCAACUACUGUAAUACUGACUAGUUCCAAUAGAUCUCUUGCUACGUAACGUGAUGUAGUCUGGAGCGAAAUUCAGGUGAUAUUAAUCAAAUUAAAAUUAUUCUAACAAAAAAGUAGUAAAAAAACUUCGAGUAAUUCACAUAUUGAGAUAUAGUGGUGUUGAUUUAGUUUUGUAUCAUUCAGGGCUAGGAUGUUCGUGAAAGAAGAUAGGGUAUGGUUGUAUUUAGAAUAAAAGAGUUAAUAUCAUUUCUAUAUCAAUUAAUUUGGGUCGAAUGUGUAAAAAAAUUAAUGUAUCAUAUCAAUAGCUUCAUUUAAGAUGAUAAAGUACUCAUAUUACCACACUUUCUUAAUAAACAUACUAGGGUUUAAUAUGGUUGCAUAAUAUUUCAUCGUAUUAGUGAUUCUCACAAAAAUGAUAGUUUCCAUCAAGUAGUUGGAUAUCAAACGAGUGGACAACUAUCCGCCCUAUAUUAACAUUCGGUGCAAGUUGAUGAACAGGAAAUCAUAGAGAAAUCAAUGAAUGGAAUAUGUAUUAUUGUGCAAAAUUGAAUUUGAUUUUCUAAUAAAACCAGAAGAGUAAUCUUAAA
This is a messenger RNA of Athalia rosae (coleseed sawfly), 3539 nucleotides long. RefSeq names its product tax1-binding protein 1 homolog. The transcript has 8 exons. The record is from RefSeq and is a predicted model, not a curated record. NCBI's taxonomy places the organism in Eukaryota, Metazoa, Arthropoda, Insecta, Hymenoptera, Athaliidae. Bases 373 to 2976 code for a protein of 867 amino acids.